AUGGCCAGCGCCAAAGCGAGGGGCAAGAUGCCCGAGGUCAUCGACCUGACGAAGCGCCAGUCGGCCUUCCAGCCUCACAGUGGAGCGCGGAAGCUGGUCAUCAAGAACUUGCGCAGCCCCGUCAGCCAAGAGGCCCGGAUCCAGGAGUACUAUGCUCGCACCGAGAGGGAGCUCGACGCGGCCCUGGACGCAAUUUUUGCCGGCCAGAGCCCGGCCAUUCCGCUGGAACGCCUGUAUCGCGGGGUCGAGGACAUGUGCCGCAAUGGCAGCGCUGACAAGGUCUAUCGGAUGCUCAAGGAUAAGGUCGACAGGCAUCUGAGAGGCGUCGUCCUGCCCAGGAUUCAGGACGCGGCCAAGGUGUCCAAUCUCGAGGUUUUAAGAAGGACGUUGGCGGAAUGGAAGACGUGGAACUCACAGACGAUCCUCAUCAGGUCAACCUUCAGCUACCUUGAUCGCACAUAUCUGCUUCUCAAGUCGUUGCCAUCUAUAAACGACCUGGCUAUCACGCGCUUCUGCAGGAUGGCUUUUCCAUCGCAAGCGACAGAGUCAGGCCCAGCUAUUGGAACUGCGUCCAUUCUAGCGAUCUGCGAGCUGAUCAACAUGGAUCGCCGAGGGGACCACCGGAUGGACGCAGAACUGCUCAAAGACUCUCUCAUGAUGCUAUACGUGCUAGGAGUGUACACAAAGCAGUUCGAGCCCGUCUAUUUGCAGCACUCCGAGGCCUACUUCAAGGAGUUUGGAGAGACUUGCAGUCCCAUGGGAUUGAAAGAGUAUAUCGAGGUCUGCGAGCGUCUGCUGGAACGCGAGGACUACCGUUGCAUAGCGUACAACUUGGACAGCACAACGGAGAGGCAAUCGAUGACGUUGGCGCACAACAUCCUGAUCGACCAGUAUGCUGACAAGCUUCUUCAUGGGGGCAGCCUGUCCAAGCUGUUGUCUGAUCGAGACAUCAAGUCUCUCAAGGGGUUGUAUGACCUUCUUAGGCUGUCGGGCAUACAGAAGAAGUUGAAGACACCGUGGACCGACUACAUCCGAGAGACAGGGGCCUCAAUCGUGUCCGACAAGGAGCGGGGAGACGAGAUGGUUAUUCGCCUCUUGGAUCUGCGCCGUGUGCUGGACUUGACGGUGCGCGACGCGUUCAACAAGGACGAGGACUUCCUCUGGGGCAUGCGAGAGGCCUUUGGCAAGUUUAUGAACGACCGCAAGAUAGCCGAGUGCUGGCCAUCGGGCACAUCCAAGAUCGGCGAGAUGACAGCCAAACAUAUUGACAUGCUACUGCGUGGCGGCAUCAGAGCCCUGCCCAAGGAGCUGCUCUCCGACGUUAAGGACCGGGCUGCGGCAGAAAAGGCCGGCCAUGCCAGCACCGCAGACGAAGACGCCGAGCUGGACAGGCAACUAGACCAGGCUCUCGAGCUGUUCCGCUUCAUCGAGGGCAAGGACGCCUUUGAGGCCUUUUACAAGAAAGACUUGGCUCGCCGCCUUCUCAUGGGCCGCAGUGCCAGUCAGGAUGCGGAACGCAACAUGCUCACCAAGCUGAGGGGCGAGUGCGGCUCAAACUUUACACACAAUCUAGAGCAAAUGUUUAAAGAUCAAGAGCUCGCCAAGGACGAGAUGGAGGCCUACAAGGAGUGGUGUCAGGGCCACCCCGACCGUGUUGGAAAGGUGGAUUUGCAGGUCAUGAUCCUCUCUGCUGCCGCCUGGCCUACGUAUCCCGACGUGAGGCUUAAUCUGCCUGAUGACGUGGCCACCCGCAUCGAGCAGUUUGAUAGGCAUUACAAGAGCAAGCACACGGGCCGAGUCUUGACAUGGAAGCACUCGCUGGCGCACUGUUCCAUCAAGGCAACCUUUCCCAAGGGAGCAAAGGAGCUCCUCGUGUCGGCGUUCCAGGCAGCCGUGCUCUUGCUCUUCAACGAUGUGCCUGCGGAUGGAUUCCUGUCAUAUGAGCAAAUCUCGGCGGCUACGGGCCUCCAGGGAGGUGACUUGGAUCGAACCCUUCAGUCGUUGGCCUGUGGCAAGGCGCGGGUGCUGACGAAACACCCCAAGGGGCGUGACGUCGACCCCAAGGACACGUUCACCUUUAACAAAGCCUUUACCGAUCCCAAAUACCGUGUUAAGAUCAACCAGAUCCAAUUGAAGGAGACGAAGGAAGAGAACAAGGCUACGCACGAAAAGAUUGCCCAGGACAGGCGGUUCGAGACGCAGGCAGCCAUUGUGCGAAUCAUGAAGAGCCGUAAGACAAUGGGCCACGCAGAGCUGGUGGCUGAAGUAAUCAACUUGACCAAGAAGAGAGGCAGUGUCGAGCCAGCCGCCAUCAAGAAGGAGAUUGAGAGCCUGAUUGAGAAAGAUUACCUGGAGAGAGAAGAGAACUCAUACACCUACUUGGCAUAA
Molecule: messenger RNA, 2388 nt
Organism: Trichoderma reesei QM6a
Lineage: Eukaryota; Fungi; Ascomycota; Sordariomycetes; Hypocreales; Hypocreaceae
Exons: 3
Coding region: 1-2388 (795 amino acids)
Biological process (GO): protein ubiquitination; ubiquitin-dependent protein catabolic process; DNA damage response
Cellular component (GO): Cul4-RING E3 ubiquitin ligase complex
Molecular function (GO): ubiquitin protein ligase binding
Source: RefSeq, a predicted model, not a curated record